This is a messenger RNA of Colletotrichum orchidophilum, 363 nucleotides long. RefSeq lists its product as uncharacterized. The transcript has 2 exons. The record is from RefSeq and is a predicted model, not a curated record. The coding region runs from base 1 to 363 and encodes 120 amino acids. Lineage: Eukaryota; Fungi; Ascomycota; Sordariomycetes; Glomerellales; Glomerellaceae.
AUGUCAAUAUCAGGUUUCACAUACCCUGGCUGCACUGGGAUAUGGCUGUCACAUUGCUGGCGCCAUGUCUCCUAUAUUCGUACAUGUUCCAGGCCCCCCAUUAUCGCGUCUGGAAUCAUCAGUACGUUUCGUAGCAAGCCCGGCAGCUUUGUGGAGCUGUCUGAUGCCGGGAUACGCGAGGUGCCAUUCCGAACCGUGGACGAGGUCAGAUGCCCGGCCACGCGAGAAAAGACAGAGAUACUACCAGGACUGCAGCUUCUCUCGAACCAGCAAAACUUGACGUCGGAAACAGGCUCCAAUUGUACAGUACCUGGCCUUGCAAAGCCUACUACAUCUUCAGUUAUUGCUAACAUCUUCAAUUGA